Meloidogyne enterolobii is the source of this 325-nucleotide messenger RNA. NCBI's taxonomy places the organism in Eukaryota, Metazoa, Nematoda, Chromadorea, Rhabditida, Meloidogynidae. The record is from the annotation of a GenBank genome assembly.
UUUCUUCGUCUGCCGCUGUAUGGUUGUUGUAGUUUGUGUCAGACAUCAUCAGGGGCUUAAAUACAUUUUUAUGUCUCUUUUAUUUUACCGCACUUCCACCUUUUGGUUCUCUAUAAUUUUAUCGCACUUCCAAACAUUAAUUUUAAAAAUUCAUUUUAACCUCCAAAUGUCUUUUACCGUAAUGCCUUUUACCGUAUACUGUCUUUCUUCGUCUGCCGCUGGAUGGUUGUUGUUGUCUGCCGCUGGAUGGUUGUUGACACAUCACGAACAUCCCACCUGUCAAUUCCCGCAAAAUAUAAACCAUAAUUUUUUAAUUAUGGAAUGA